UGUUUGGUUAUUGUAAAGGAGAAAAAGUUACACAAGCGCCAGGAUUUUGUAACGCACACUUUAGCUACUAUAUAAUUGUUGCCACUCGUUACUGUGCCACUAGUGUCUGCUUAGCUUUACAUCGGAGUGAACAAACCGAGCGCUGAAUCAAAGAGCUUUGUUUUUUUAAUCAACAAAGAUAGAAUAAUCGAUCGUUUUUUAAUUAUACAAGGACUCUACCAACAUUCUUAUAUGUUUGCAUUACUGAAAGUGAAAAUGAAAUAAAUUUCAAGCUACCGGGAUGCAAUUUUGAUUAAAUAACAGAUAAAACGCGAAACGGGUUGAGGUCUAGACGGGCUCGAGAGAUUUGGCUAGUGACAACAAGAUAGAAGCGCGCGCUUAAAAUAUGGAGUUGAAUUCAGUGAUUUUGACCACUGGGUCUUCGGUAGGCUUUUUCAAAUUAGUAAAUUAUGGAGUCGGGAAACUUCCCAUCCCCGAGACAGCCCAGAGGAACGUCUGGAAAUGGAAAAACAUCUCCACGUCUUUCGUGCACAGUCUCCUCACUGGAGUGUGGUCCGUGCUUUGUUUUUGCAUGCAUCCCCAGAUGGCUGAGGAUUUGAUAGAAACAUACUCCGUUUUCUCUCACGCCUUGGUAUCUGUAUCAAUCGGGUACUUUAUAUAUGACUUCUUUGAUAUGGUUAUCAACCAGAAGAUCAGUCAUUCAUGGGAGCUCCUUUUCCACCAUGUAGUGGUGAUCACCUGUUUCGGGAUCUCUGUGUUGACCUGUAGGUAUGUGGGUUUUGCGGUGGUGGCUCUAUUGGUGGAGAUCAAUUCAAUCUUUCUGCACCUGAGGCAAGUGCUCCGCAUGGCCAGCCUGGCCAAAAGUACAUUUUACCGCGUCAACAGUAUGAUCAACCUGGGCACCUAUGUAGUGUUUCGCAUCAACACUCUGGCCUGGAUGACCCGCUGGCUGGUGCUAAAUCGUGACCUCAUCCCCCUAAUCAGCUACACCAUCGGCAGCGUGGGUCUGGCCAUCAUGACCCUCAUGAACAUUGUGUUGUUUUACCGCCUGAUGAGAAGUGACUUCAUGAAGUCCAGCCGCGAGAAGGAUGUGAGGAAAGAGAAGGAGAAAGAAAUGUAAGGAGAGGACUCUUCCCACUCCAGCUUCAGCUCCAACCAAAUCCACUCUUAUCGCCACCAUUCCCAGACUUUCGGGAAAAAGUUCCUUCCAACCCACUGACUUCAUUCCUGUAACACCUGAUUGUCGACUAGAUCAAAAUGUACUCAUUUUAUAGACCUCAAGCUGUGCUAAGAUUAUGAUGGCUGUUGUCACACGUUUACAGUUGUCUGACAUGGAUGACAUAUAUUGACACAUGCAACUUUAUGCUCAAAUACUCCUGCAUGAUUUAUACAAUGAAUCAAAACAUUAUCAAUUCUAA
Carassius auratus (goldfish) is the source of this 1418-nucleotide messenger RNA. RefSeq names its product TLC domain containing 2 (gene tlcd2). Gene Ontology annotation, cellular component: plasma membrane. Gene Ontology annotation, biological process: phospholipid homeostasis; membrane assembly; plasma membrane organization. Lineage: Eukaryota; Metazoa; Chordata; Actinopteri; Cypriniformes; Cyprinidae. The record is from RefSeq and is a predicted model, not a curated record. The coding region runs from base 386 to 1120 and encodes 244 amino acids. The transcript has 4 exons.